Messenger RNA from Physella acuta, 3014 nucleotides. Its product is annotated as vimentin-type intermediate filament-associated coiled-coil protein. The record is from RefSeq and is a predicted model, not a curated record. Lineage: Eukaryota; Metazoa; Mollusca; Gastropoda; Physidae.
UCUAUCUUCAUUCUUCUUCAUUACUAAAUUCUACUACUAGUCUACUACUAGAUUUAGAUCUAGUACUAGACUGCAUAGAAUAAUUCUAACGUAACGACAUAAAUAUGAUUCCAAGAACGAGUAUUGAUGAGGCGAAUAAACAUCUAAAGCAGCUACAUCACCGUGUUUUUGAUCUAGAAAAAACCGUCCACGAACAAAACGACACGUUGCAGUCCAAGGACAGGGCUUUCCAAAAUAAAAUAUCUGAGUUGACUAUAACAAAAGAUAAAGAAAUAGAAAUUUUAGUAAAUAAACUUUUAGCAUCUGAACGUACUGUUUCUAUUCUUCAAGAGGAGUUGGAGCGAAAGAAUCAUCAAAUAUCAGCACUUCAACAUAGCCAUUCAAAGCUUCGAAGACUACUCAAUUUUAAAGAUGAUAUUCAAGAUUUACUUAAAACGAUGGAGGAUGCUGAAGAAAAUUUGGCUCUUGAUGAAGGCGACACAGAUGGACUACUAUCAUUUUAUCAACGUAGUAAUGAUGUUUCUAGUAACUUAAGUGGAAAAAAAUUACGUAAAAAGAGAUUUAUUAGAAAUGAAAACCAUUCAGCAGCUGUUGAAAAUUUUGAGCAAAGUGACAUAGAAGAUGCCCCUGUUUUGGGUGGCAAGGAGUUUUAUUUGUAACUAAAAUCUUUUUAAAAAUUUAACAAUCUUUCUUGGACAGCUGAAUCUAGAUCUACAGUAUUUUUUUUUAAGUAUGCUGUGUCAUGGUUUAUUAAUAAUAUCAUCAUGUUGCGAUUGAUGUUUUGCAAACUGUAAAAAUUUAACAUUAGUUUUUCUAAAGCAAUGUAGUCGGUAGUUUUAAUUACUAAUUAGUUUUUACACUCUAACAUGUAAGUUAUUUUAAGCAUGAACCACCAUAUUGUCAGAAUAUUAUGCAGUGGGUUGUAACCCACUAGUUUCCUAUGUGCAUACACCAAACCCUUCUUAAUUGUUCUUUCUAUUGUCCGCACUGACUAAAUCUGAUUGUGAAUCACAUUAAUUAGGUCUUGUCCUCCGCCGAAUCACUGAGACCGACUCACUGUACCCCUGAGGUUCAAUCAAACCUGUUUUGAGAAUCACUUGUUAUAUAUUGUGUAGGUCUAGUAUUUAAAAAAAAAUGAGCAGGCAACAAAUUAAAAUGCCUUCAGUGUUAAAAAUAUGUUAGUAGCUAUCUUUGAAAAAUUAAAAAGCAUUAAAAUCCAACAAACUUAAAACUAAUGUGAGUUGCUGACUGAUAGAAAUAUAUUUAAUGUAUUGGUUGCAUUAAAAUUAAUUUAAGAUAAUUGCAAAAAAUAGUAAAGUUUAUUAAGAGAUUUACAUUAAAAUUUAUACAUAUAAUCAUUAGCCUAAUUUAUAAAGGCCUAAAGAAAAAGCUUCUCACAAUGUAAUUUUAUUGAAUAUUUCACUUUUUGGCUCUAAAAGCAAUAUGGUAAAAGAUUAAUUGUAUGCACAUCUGAAAAUGUGUUAUUUAUUUUGAAAGGAAGAUUGAUUAUUUGCAAAGCACACAUUUGUACUAAAAGAAAUGAUUUUUUCAUUACUAAAUGUCAGCUUUCAUUUGUAAUGUUAUUUAUUUCUAUUUCUGAUUGUAAAAAUUGUUGUGAUAAAACAUGGAUGUGCAAUGUAUUUGAAUGUGAUACUUCCACUUCUAGUCAUUUAAAAUUUUUUUUUACUAUAAAUAUAAUUUAUUUGUGUUCAAUUUUUAAUCAGAAUUUUUAAACAUUCAUAUUGUCUUGACCCACUGAAAAUUCCAACACAAUUUAUUCAAUCACAUUUUUUUAUAGGCUUAAAUAUUUAUUGCCCUUAAUGUAUUAAUAUUUAUGAUAUUCAAUAAUUGAAUUACUCCAAAUACAGCAGUAUUGCUCUUAGGGUUAAAAAUAGGGCUAUGGUUAUGAAUAGGUUAGGGAUAAUUACAAUAAUAUAACACUGAAUGCAUCUAGCUGACGUUUCAGUUUGUACCAAUUUUUGCUUAUUGCUAUUUUUAUGGCAGUAAUAAAUAGUAUCAAUGUCUUUCCACUAGAUGAUUUUUAUUAAGUACAUUGUAGAAAAUGUUAUAAUUAUACUAAUAGUUAAACAAAUGUGUAUUUUAAAAGCUUUAUUGAUUUAUUGAAUUACUGCCAUAGCUACCCUUUCUGAAGCACUAAAAUGAUCUCCCUACCUCCACAACUAACGUUAUUUAUCACAAAACUAUUUCAUACUUUUUGUCCAAAAUAUAGGGUAAAUCCUCUACUAAUAAUAACAUAGUUCCCAUUACCUGAGUGCGUGAGGACGCUACUAUUAAUUUUAUUUUCAUCAUUUUUGCUAUAUUAUUAUACUUGGAUACUGUUUUUUUACUUAUGAUAGUAAUAAUAAUAUGGUAUUCAUUUGGGACAGGUUGUGUUAUAAGUAUUUAUCUUUCAAGGUGCCAUUUGUAUUUGACUGUUUGAUUUACACUCCGAUCUCUGUGUUCCUUAUUUAUUCCUCCAGGGUCAUUCCAUUUUUUCCUUAAGUUUUCACAUGGUAAAAUUUUUUUUAAAGUAGGUAAUUUUUCUUUUUCAAUAUUUUAAAACUAUCCAACAUUAACAAUUGUGAAGAAUUGCUGCUUUUAAUAAUUUAAUAACACAAAAUACAUUCUUUAAAAUUAAAAAUAUGCAGUAUUAUCAUAAGUUGAUGUGAUGCAGUGUUCAAUGUUUUUAAAAAUCUAUAUUUCUUUAUCUUUGUAUGUUUAUUAUUUUAAUUAUUUAAUGAUAUUAAUUCUAGUUAUUACUGAAAUAUGUAGUAGAAUUAUAAUUAAAAUAAUAAUUAGUAAAAUGCUGUUUUUGCUUUUAAAAUCUGUGCAAUUUUUACAUCUUUAAUUAUAUGUUAAUAUUGUGUUUAUUUAAAGCGCAAUAUUUGCUCAUGCUCAUCCAAUGAAUUUUUACUUUUCCAGUAUAAUUGUUACUCAGAUUUUUAACUCAACUAGGGUACAUUCAUUACUGUUGAACUAUUUUACUAUUUUAUUGUUUCUUUUGAAAUAUUAAA